UCCCGGCCCAGUAGUUGCAGUCGCGCGCGCACAUCGCGAGCACGCGACUCUUCCUUCCUUCCUUCCUUCCUUCCUUCCUUCCACUUUCGUACGUCUCUCGCUGUAUGCUUGUGUGUAUACAGUGUAUGUAACAAGUGUCUAUGUGUGACGUAGCCGAGGAUCGACUAAACAGUCGGAGAGCUUAUUAUUCGGAGCGUUGCCGCGCUGGAUGUUGACGACGCGCGCUACCUUAUACACGUAUUAAUACAAUUUAUACGCCCUCUCGAGUGCGAGGAUAUUUUUCGGCGUGUGCUUGUGCGCGAGGAUAUCUCUUAUUAUUGUAGAAGACGACGACGGAGGAACACCGGCGGAGAUCGAGGUCUAAUCAGCGUGAAAAAUCGGCCCUGACGUUUGUCAUCGCGAUCAUACAGCCGCGCUUAUACACUCUCCUCGACAAAAAAAAAAAAUUCCGCCCCAAAAAACAAAAGAAGAGGGAAGACGUGCGUCUCGACGGCAGCCGUCAAAGGAAUUCCAAGCGGUCCACAAAGCCGCUGCUGCUGCUGCUGCUGUGUCUAGGCAUCGUCGGUGCGGUGCCGCCUCUUGUGUGUAUAUGCGCUGCGCGCGAGCGGUCGUUUGUAUACCAUGAGCAGUGUCCUCCGAGUAAAAAGAAAGGAGCUACCCGGAUAAGUCCAAGUUUAAGGGAGAGAGAAAAAGCGAAGCGAAGAGCUGUACGAUAGAUGCUCGAAGUGGCGGAGUCGAACGCGGGGGAUAAGGAUGGCUCGUGAUUGUCGCUUCGCAGCGACGAGGAUGACGAUGAGGCUACUGCUGGCGUUGGCGCUUUGCGCUGCCUUCUGUCACGGUCUACCAGUAGCCGAGGACGCAACGGAGCCAUCGCCGCCGACGACGACGACGACGACGACGACGACGACGAGCUCCAGCAGUAUCGAGACGCCUCAGGCGACCACCAGCCCGAGCUCGUCCCCACAACUACCCGAGGGUCACCCGAUGGACGACCUGCUACCCGGUAGCAGUCAAGCUCCUCUACCGGCUCAGCUGAUCUUCGUGGACGCUCCUCAGCACAUCGAGACCGAGCUGGCCGCUUCGGUGCUUCUCGCUUGCAGGACCGCAGAACCCGUAGCCGAGUGCCAAUGGUCCUGGCAACCACUGCCGCCCACGCAUCUACCCCUGCCCAACAUCGAGGAGCCUACGGCCACUCAGUCCGUGCCGCAUUCGAACGACGUGAGCCAGAACGCAACGACGUCGUCGACGUCGCUGUCGCUGCCGGUGCGAACGUUCCCGGCUUUCGGGAACGCGAGCAACGACUGCUCGGUGAGGUUCUCGAACGUGAAGCACGAGCAAACCGGCUACUGGAGCUGCGCCGCCCGUAGAGCCGACGAGGAGACUUUCACGAGCACGCCGCCGGCCAAACUCAGCAUCGUCCACGUUGACACCGCGAGUCUGAUCCGGUUCGUCCAGCAAGAAGGUUCCCUGGAGACACCGGCAGGCACGGCGGCUCGACUUCCCUGUCGCACGACCUCGCCGGUUCGCGAGUGCCAGUGGUCCUGGCGCCAGCUGAAUCAGUCCCAGCCAUGGGACGCCGAGAUGCGCAAGUUUCCGGUCUCGGGCAACGAAAGUACCGUCUGCGAUCUUGGACUGCCCGCCGUCAGGUCGGAGCACGAGGGCUUCUGGACGUGCGGGGCUAGAGUAGUGUCCAGCUCUCCGUUCGUCCAGGCGCCACCCAUCAGGCUUCUCAUCUCCGAAGUGGAGUUUGUGCAACUGUCGCGAGGCAUCCAGAUAACAGCCGGCGAGACGGUCUUCCUGCGCUGUCUGGUGAACAAGCCGGUCUUCCAGUGCGAGUGGAGCUGGCGGCCCAGCAACUCGAGCAAGAACUCGACGGUCGUCAAGAAGUUCGGUCCUAAUAAAGAGACCGAUCACGACUGCUCGGUCAGAUUCAAGAACAUACUCUACGAGGAGGAGGGACUCUGGACCUGCGGCGUCAGACUCACGCCCGAUGGUAUCCUGCACGAGGCGCCUUCUACCACCGUCACGCUUUUGCCCUCCGGUAAGGUGAACUUUACGGAAACGCCGGAGAACACCUCGGCAGCAGUGGGCUCGGAAGCGACGCUGCGUUGCGCGACAAACGGCCGCAUCGAGCGAUGCGCCUGGACGUGGCGAGCGUUGGGUAGCCCCAGUGACGCUGAACCCCAGACGCUGCACGAGUUCCCGAGUCACGGUGAUCUCGGACGCAACUGCAGUCUUACGCUCAACAACGUCGGCACGGAUGAACAGGGAUACUGGACCUGCCACGUCUACCUCGCUGCGUUGAACAGCGAGAUGACACCCCCGCCGCCUGCCAAACUCACGGUCUACCAGGAGGAAGACGUGACGUUCUCGGAGCUGUCGCAGGACAUUCAGAUCUCCUCGGGAGGCACGGUAAGUCUUCGCUGCGUGACCUCCGGUCGCGUGGAGCAGUGUCGCUGGUCGCUCACACCCGAGGGCUCAGCCAACACGACCGUCGUGGUGAAGCAGUUCGCUCCGGCGGGCGCGGAGGCGCGCGACUGUAGCGUCAAGCUCUCGCACGCACUUCAGGAACAAGAGGGCCUCUGGACCUGCGGCGCCAGGCUACACGCCAGACAGAACUACACGGACGCGCCGCCAGCCAGGCUCAGCCUCAUCGAACCAGAGCCCAUCACCGUAACGGUCUGGGGCGUGCCGCAUCAGAUGGUGAAUCUAGCUUGCAAAACGGGCCUCGUGACACCGGACGCCAAAUGUUUCUGGCUGCACGAGCCGGAAUUGCGAUUGUCCGAGGUCGUCAACUUUACGAGGAAAAUGAAGUACACCGUCAUGAUGAAUCAUACUACAGGUGUGUGUAGCCUUCAGUUCACACCAGACGAUCACGAUUUUGGCGAGUGGGAGUGCGAGUUCCUCGUGAACAAUUCGCACGUACAGGCGGAAUUAGGCUCCGCCUCGAUUCUGUUGAUGAACAACUCGCCUGAUCAACAGCUCGGCUGGCUGGUAGGCGCGGUUACAUCGACCGUCCUCUUCCUCUUGAUCCUCGUCGUUGUAGUGGUGGUCUGCAAGACUCGUCUCUGCACUCGCAAGAUACCAGCCUUCCUCGAGACGCUUCCCUCAUCAGAGAGAAAGAGGAACGGCUCCAACAGCAACGGGAUCAUUGAUAGCGGUGCAGUUGCUGCUCCGGAGCGAUACGCUCACGGCCCGCCGAAGAUCGACCUGAGCUACGCUAAUCCGAACUUCCUGUCCGCUCCCGAGAGCAUCCGCAGUGUUCUACCAAAUAGAAGUCCUCAUCUGUACGAGCGAGUUGGCAGACGGGGCGACACGCCACCGGCGAAGAGCUACGAGAACGCCAAGGAGACUUAGAGCGAUGAAGCUUUGUCCUUUGGUGGCGAAUUGUUAUUUUUCUUUUCUGAAAGAAAGGGAAGUCCAUGGAUGUUUAAAGAUUUUUUUUGAGAAAGAAAUUCGAAACUUUAAAUUUUAAUUGAUAAAAACUCACUUCAGCGAGUCAAGCUGGGACUGAAUGUCAUCUAAUUUGUGAUAAAGAUCCCACAGUUGAGUCUUGUUCAUUUCUACAGUAAGUUUGGAAUUUUCAGAACCCCCGAAACUCAAUUGGAGUUUUGCCAAUGGCUUUGCUUCCUUGGCUGCUGCUGUUGAAGCUGCUUUGACAUCUACGCUCCAACUCACGUCUGUAACCUGUUACAUCAAGAAAUUGUAAUCAUAUACUGUUAAUAAAAGUAAUUUUUUUAA
Messenger RNA from Nasonia vitripennis (jewel wasp), 3741 nucleotides. RefSeq lists its product as uncharacterized. Bases 754 to 3357 code for a protein of 867 amino acids. The record is from RefSeq and is a predicted model, not a curated record. The transcript is spliced from 12 exons. Lineage: Eukaryota; Metazoa; Arthropoda; Insecta; Hymenoptera; Pteromalidae.